AUGGGAAGCUCGCUCUCGAUCCAGAGUAGAGACAAGCGCCGCCGUUCCAACCGGCUGUCCAAGCCCCCUUCCAAUCUAGUCACUUUGUCAUCUUCGAGCCAUGGCGCCGCUUCCCAGCCCAUCUCUCCCUCCAGCGCUCCUGCAUCGUCGACCCCCGUGGACUGGCAGAAUCCGUGGACUGGAGCAUCCGUCUCCGUCGCCUCUCCUGGAACCCAGUCUAGCGGCCAAAGGUCCCAAUCCUUUCCGUCCGCAUCGAUCCAUUCGGAACCGCCCCGGGUGACUACCAGUCAUAUCGGCCGGAGUCAGUCAAUUGUCAAAGAAAAGGUCGACCGGUCGCCUACCUCAAGCUCCAGUACGUCCGGGUCUUUGUCCCAAAGAGCCUCCUUUCAGCCCGCCAAACAGACGACGUUUCAGCCAACGACGCUGUGGAGUGAGCCCCCAUCGCCAUUGGGUCGACCGGGGCCCCCGAAAAGAUCCUACUCGGUCCAGUCGCCGCCUCGCAGAACCCGUGCCACCAUAUAUGGGAGUAUGUUGGAAGAUGCGGCAUCUUCCAACACCCAUUUUAUGGUCGAUAGCCAGGGUUUUUCACUGAUCCGGCGACGUUCCUUGCUUACACGGCCCGGUAUCGCUACACGGCGGUCGUCGAGAAAAGUCGUCCAAUGUCUUCCUUCUCCAAUCGACCACGAGGCUGGGUUUGCACCCGCGGAGCCUCUGGAUCAAUGCCAUAGGCACUAUGGGCCAUUGCCGGAACAUGACAGCCCGCUCUCGCUCCCCCCAUUCCGCCCGCCGACUCCAGGUGAUUUUGAAUACACUCAUCUAGGAGCCCUUAAAUUGGGCUCCCUGCGUGUGGUCAACUGCUCUACAUCACCAUGCCCUAGCGAUCGAUCGCGCCUCACACAAGCACGCAGUCCGUCCCCAGUCCUUGGGGAACGGCGCCCGUAUACGGCAGAGGAAUGGCCCUUCCGGGGGGAAUUUCAAAGCUUGGGAUCGCCAGAUGGCUUUGAACUAAUCCACAAAGGCUCCCCUGAUCUGGAUGUGAUGACGCUGGCUACGAGCGACAAGUCAAAGUCCCUCCCUGGCACCUCGUUGGACCACGGCGGCAGGUCAGUUCCCGCAUCAACCCUGGAAAAUGGUGGCGACUGUCCCUCAGCCUCUGGCUUAAUUGUGGAGUCGUCCGCCACCAUUCUCCCUCAGAGGCACCCCUCCAAGAGCACGGAUGAAGGGAUCUCUGUCUCCGACGAAGACCGGGGAUCCACGGCGCAAGCUGGGGGCUCGACCAAAGGAGAAUCAAAGUAUUUGCCAUCGCGUACACAUAGGAAAGUCGACAGUGGGUACAGUUCGGCAGCCUCGGUUCGCUCCUUGCAGGAUGCUCGUAUUAGAGUGUCAAUAGACUCGCAGGCUUCUGCACAGUUCCCUAGGUCGCGCAGAUUCACCCUGGGUAGUGAUUCUGGAAAACUGGAUCUAUCGAGGAUGAAAACAUCUGCCGACCUCGGCAAUCAACUUCCUCUAAACCGGCAUCUGAGCCUUUAUGGCUCCAGAACGCAUACAUCCGGUCCGAGUGCUUGGUCGACGAGCUUGUCUUCGAUGUGUCUCGAGACUUUCCAGAUCCCGGCAGAUCGACGCCCGCGGAGCUCGUCAUCCUGCAUCCCCCAAGGCAUCAGUCGUGCGCAGUCUCUUUCUCGGUACUGCGCUCAGCUUCGUAACAUUGAAGCUGCGCCUCUUGUGCCUCCCUCUAGGGUUCUGUAUAUGGAAGCUCUUCCUCAAGGCGCCUUUCAAGCCCCGAAUGCAAACGGAGGCCUCCUGGAUCUCGGCCAGGAUCCGGGUAGGUACGUGGAGACAGGCGAAGUGUCCUCCGAAACGACUGGUCACGACAAAACUCACGCAGCUGCCGGACUUCGACGGCCCAAAUCCUUCUCCAGACCGCGGUGCACAGGUACGGUGGCCAGCGAGGGGGUCGAUGUGACCAUUCUCCCUGCUCCCGAACUACCCCGAGGCCGAGCAAGGAGCCGCAACGACGAAUACCAACGACGCCGGCUGUCAAAGCCGCAGAAGAGCACAAACCUCUAUGCGGCGACGUCGCCUUUCAUCUUCCAUUGA
Messenger RNA from Aspergillus terreus NIH2624, 2097 nucleotides. RefSeq lists its product as uncharacterized. Lineage: Eukaryota; Fungi; Ascomycota; Eurotiomycetes; Eurotiales; Aspergillaceae. The coding region runs from base 1 to 2097 and encodes 698 amino acids. The record is from RefSeq and is a predicted model, not a curated record. The transcript is spliced from 2 exons.